CCAUAAAAUGCAAGAGCCUUAUCCUUCUUUCACUUUGCUAAAUGCUUCCAAACAAGCGUCAUGGCUUCAACAUUCCUCUCAUAUUCAUCUCCUCAUCAUCUACAAAAUCUCUUUCAAACCAAAACAUCUUCAAAACUUUCAACUCACAACAUCAACAAUAAAACCAAUAAGCACUUCUCCAUAAAAUGCACAACUUCAUUAAACUCAACUCCUAAUGAGCCAGAAUUUCCUACACCAGACCCUACAAACACUACAAUGAAUAGUCCAGAAACAUUUCCAAUAGAGAAAAGAAGAAGAUCAGAAAUAAUAAGACAAAGAAGGCCGAAAACCGACCUCAUAAACGCCGAGCCACCAAACUUCGAAAUCGGUUGGAAAAGGACAAAAGAGAUUAACAAUGAGAAACCAAUUGGGUUUGUGGUAGCUGAUUUUUUGGAGAAGUUAGAAGAACUUAUGAAGAAGGAAUUUGGUUCAACAGAACUGUUGGCAAAAGUUGGUGAAAUUGUUGCUGAAAGAGCAAGAGAAGAGGCUGAGAUUUUGAGAGAUGAAGGAAAAGUUGAGGAGAGAAUGGUUGUUGAACUUUUUAGAGUUUUGAAGUUGAUGGAAAUGGAUUUGGCUAUGGUGAAAGCUGCUGUUAAGGAAGAUACUUUGAAUGAGAGGCUUGAUCAAGCUAAGGCUAGGUGCAGGCAAGCUAUACUUGUUGCUUAUUCCUUUUGAAUUUAGAAUUCUUCAUGGGAAUGUAAUUUGACAUUCAAAAUAUAAUGUUUUAAUACAAGCAUGUUCGGAUUGACGGUGA
Molecule: messenger RNA, 793 nt
Organism: Trifolium pratense (red clover)
Lineage: Eukaryota; Viridiplantae; Streptophyta; Magnoliopsida; Fabales; Fabaceae
Exons: 1
Coding region: 61-714 (217 amino acids)
Source: RefSeq, a predicted model, not a curated record